Pectinophora gossypiella (pink bollworm) is the source of this 3580-nucleotide messenger RNA. RefSeq names its product ER degradation-enhancing alpha-mannosidase-like protein 2 (gene Edem1). Lineage: Eukaryota; Metazoa; Arthropoda; Insecta; Lepidoptera; Gelechiidae. Gene Ontology annotation, cellular component: endoplasmic reticulum; membrane. Bases 117 to 2300 code for a protein of 727 amino acids. Gene Ontology annotation, biological process: mannose trimming involved in glycoprotein ERAD pathway; carbohydrate metabolic process; endoplasmic reticulum mannose trimming. The record is from RefSeq and is a predicted model, not a curated record. Gene Ontology annotation, molecular function: mannosyl-oligosaccharide 1,2-alpha-mannosidase activity; calcium ion binding. The transcript has 8 exons.
UUAACUAUUUACUUUGUGUUGUCGUCCUGUAAAUUGUAAAUAGAUUCGCGAAUAUAUCGAAUUAUUAAUUUAUUGUAACCUGAAUUUUGGUUAAAUAAUUAUCUAUUAAAGUAGAAAUGAAUAAGCUUUUCUUGGCGUGUUUAUUUUUAUUAUAUGCAUGUGAAAAAUGUUCCGCAAUAAGAGAAUACAAAAAGGAGGAUAUAUUGAGGCUAAGGGAAGAAGUACGAGAAAUGUUUCAGCAUGCAUAUGACAGUUAUUUACGCUAUGCCUAUCCCUACGAUGAGCUCAGACCCUUAAGCUGCGAUGGCGUAGAUACAUGGGGGAGUUACUCUCUCACACUCAUUGAUGCACUAGACACUCUAGCUAUAAUGGGCAACUAUACCGAGUUCAACAGGGUAGUGGAUAUUGUUCUACAAAAACAGAAUUUUGAUGCAGAUAUAAAUGUAUCGGUCUUUGAAACUAAUAUACGAAUAAUCGGCGGACUACUAAGCGCGCAUCUUUUGUCUCACAAGACAGGUACAAAAUUAGAGCCUGGGUGGCCCUGUAACGGUCCUUUACUCCGCCUGGCAGAAGACGUAGCUCAGAGGCUCAUUGCAGCAUUUGACACUACAACGGGAAUGCCUUACGGUACUAUUAACUUACGGUCAGGGGUUCCCCCGGGGGAGACCAGUGUCACAUGCACGGCUGGAGUGGGGACAUUUAUAAUUGAAUUUGGAACUUUAAGUCGUCUCACUGGUGAUCCAUUAUAUGAAGAGGUAGCAUUGAAUGCUUUGAAAGCUCUCUAUCAUCACAGGUCUCCAAUAGGUCUGCUUGGGAACCACAUUGAUGUGAUGUCUGGCAGGUGGACUGCUCAGGAUGCUGGCAUUGGUGGUGGUGUCGACUCUUACUAUGAAUAUCUAGUCAAAGGUGCAAUACUCCUAGAGAAACCGGAACUCAUGUCGAUGUUCCAUGAAGCUCGCGAGGUGAUAGAUAAGUACCUGAAGAAAGACGACUGGUUCGUCUGGGCCACUAUGCUCAGAGGCCACGUCACACUACCAGUCUUCCAGUCCCUCGAGUCCUUCUGGCCCGGGCUGCUCACGCUCAUUGGCGAAAGCGACACAGCGUUGCGAAUAAUACACAACUACCAUAGCGUUUGGAAGCAAUACGGUUUUACCCCAGAAGUAUAUAACUUGGGUACUGGUGAGGCGUCGAGCUCGCGUGAGAGCUAUCCUUUGAGGCCGGAACUCAUCGAAUCUAUCAUGUACUUAUAUCAGGAGACCAGAGACCCGAUACUGCUGCAGAUGGGAGAAGAUAUACUGCGCAGUAUACAACACAGCGCCAGAACCUCUUGCGGUUACGCUACGAUAAAAGACGUACGAGACCAUCGCAAAGAAGAUCGCAUGGAGUCUUUCUUCCUCGCCGAGACGACGAAGUACUUGUACCUUCUAUUCGACCCGGAUAACUUCAUUCACAACCCCGGGGUACACGGCACUGUGAUAGACACUCCCAACGGCGAGUGCAUUGUCGAUGUCGGUGGCUACAUCUUCAAUACUGAAGCUCACCCCAUUGAUCCCACCAUGCUUUACUGCUGUCAUGAAGCUCGGCAAGGAAUAAACGUAAGCGAAGUCCAUAGAAUAUAUCAAAUGCUCGAAGAGGAAGACAAUAUCAAAUUCAUGACGAUGAUCGAUGCUACAACACAGAAGAAUAAUACCAACAACACGUCAAAUGAUACAAAUCAAACCCAAAACACAACAGAAAGUGUAGUCAAUAAAACUAAUGAUGAGGUAGAAACUACCGAACAAAAGCUAGAUCAAAACCAAGUACUCAUCAAGACGGAAAUAACAACCGGAUACGUUAACAUAGACGGCACAGAAAGAGAGAAAAGUAAGAACGACUCCACACUAACAGAUAUUUUAAAAGAGCGUAUUAUUAGUUACUAUAAUAAUUCUAAUGUAAAUAAUGUUGAAUCUAAAACAGAGAAAGAAGAGAAUAAAGAGAAGGUACGCGAUGCGAAAGUGGAGGUUGAUGACAUCAUUGUGCCUCACAAGAAAGAGGAACCUUUCCAGCCGCCGAGCACUACAAGGCAGAAGGAAGUGUUUAAACUGCUGCCUAAAGUUAUUCAAGAUUUUUUGAACAACGACUGGAAGACCAAACCUAAAUGUGAACCCCAAUACAUGUUAGAGCGGAUACGCAGAGAGAAACUUUACCCCGACCACCCAGAUGUCGACAGAUACGAGCUACUGCUGACUCCAGCACCAUCCUUCCUACAGAGGAUAUCACUUGCAGGAGAGUUCCUUAACAAGAAACAACUAGAAAUGUAACUUAUGUACAUACUCUUAAGUGUUUACUAACACGCAAACAAGGAUCUUACAACGAUAUUACAUAUAAUAGAAUUAAUAUAUAUAUAGAAAUAUAUUGGCCCCGAUUCCUGUAAACACCAUCUAAUUUUAUUUUAAGUUAUACCAUGUAAUUUUCUUAUCCGACGAAAAGGAAAAAGGGACGGAUGAUUGGCAGCUGUUAGUUUUAAAAUGAACGAGUGGAUGAAUGAAUAACCCGGACGAAUCAAAUAGGAACCGUUCGUAAAUUCUGUCGGGUUAUCGGCCAAUGUAAAAUUUUUAGAGGGUUGUUUUAGAUUUGUGCCUAAACGUGUGUUCCAUAAAUUUUAUGCCUGUUGAUUAUCCGUCCCUUUCCUUUUCGGCGGAUAAGAAAAUGACACUAACUUAAAAUAAAAUUAGAUGGUGUCUACAGGAAUUAGCACCAAUAUUAGAAGACUGAUAAUUGAGUGAAAGUGAUAAGUAUGGAAAAGUGUCGAAGGAAAAUCAUGUGCAAUGUGCAUAAUUAAUUUAAAUCAUGUUAUAAAAAUAUCAUAAUUAUGUCAUAUUCGCAGGCGAAUAGGUAGAUUUCGUUACUAUGCGCUAACAUUAAUAUUGUUCAUAGAUGUAUUUUUGAUGGUAACCGUUUUUAAAAGGAUUUUUUAUGAAUUUGAUAUAAUGUAAUCUACUGAUGUUAUAUAGUAAUACUAAAAUACUUUCAAAUCAUUAAAUAAAUAAAUCAUGUUUAAUAUUGUGUAGUAUACGGGGUGUUAGUGACAACGUAACUAAUACUGAGGGGGAUGAUUCAGACCAUGAUUCUAAGUUAAUAUGAAGUGGAAUUUCCUGUCGAAAAAUUCAUGUUUUUUUUUUUAUUAUUUACAGAUGCAUACUCUAGCGACGGAAAAUUCCACUUGAUAACUCAUCCCUCUAAAGUUUUCGUUACGAUGUCUCUAGGUUCGAACUGUAUUUUCGAUGGAAGGGUAAGACGACCUAUCUAACGAAUUGCCGACUUGUUUCUCUGCCCACCUCGUUAGAGAUUAUGGACGUAUGUAAUUAACUAUGUAGAAAAUCGCGAUGACAGUUAACGGUCCGACUAUUUUCACCCUUCUCUUACGAUAAGUGCAAGAAAGAGACAGCUAGUUUUGGCAACAUUAUCCGUUGAACAAAUGACUAAUUAUUUUAAAAAAUAAUUGUAAUUGCAUAUUUGCGAAAUCUACCUAAUAAUUAUAUUUGAGAAAGAACCCAGUACGUACUUGCUUCAUUUUCUGAAUACAUUGAUGUUAAAUUAA